CAAUGAAAAUCAGCCAUAAGCUGGUCUGGGUCUGCACAUAUAAAGGCGGCGGGGCGGAUGCCAGACCCAGUCUGGUCUUGGUCUACGUCCAUCUCAUACUUCAUUCUUGCCCUGAGAAGAAUGGCGUCCUCCAAGCUGGUCCUUCUUCUGGUCCUGCUGUCCUGCAUGGAGAGCAGUCUGUGCACCUCCUGUGUGGUGGACAGCUUCACGGUCAAGGAGGGCUUCGACCCCGCCAGGUACUCCGGAAAGUGGUACGCCUUGCAGAAGAAGGAUCCGGAAGGCUUGUUCUUGCAGGACAACAUCUCUGCGGAGUACACCAUCGACGACGACGGCAGCAUGACGGCGUCCUCCAAAGGACGCGUCACUCUCUUUGGCUUCUGGGUUGUGUGCGCCGACAUGGCCGCCCAGUACUCCGUCCCCGACCCCGCAACCCCCGGCAAGAUGUUCAUGAACUACCAGGGACUGGCCAGCUACCUGUCCAGUGGAGGCGACAACUACUGGGUGAUCGACACGGACUACGACAACUACGCCAUCACCUACGCCUGCCGCACAGUCAAGGAGGACGGCAGCUGCGAGGACGGCUACAGCCUGGUCUUCUCCAGGAACCCCCGCGGUUUACCCCCGGCCAUCCAGCGCGUCGUGCGUCAGAAGCAGGAGGAAAUCUGCAUGGCCGGACAGUUCCAGCCUGUGCUGCAGUCCGGAGCCUGUUGAGGAGGGGGCGGUCUUUCGGUUUCAACGCGGGAGACGUGAGACCGAGUGUGUUUGUAUGGACGGAUGUUGUGGAGGCGGAAAAGAGCCAACGCCCUUGUCGUCUUCCAGCUGGAGUCCAAGAGUUCUGUUGGUCUUUUGAGCAA
Molecule: messenger RNA, 854 nt
Organism: Nerophis ophidion (straightnose pipefish)
Lineage: Eukaryota; Metazoa; Chordata; Actinopteri; Syngnathiformes; Syngnathidae
Product: purpurin-like
Exons: 5
Coding region: 58-711 (217 amino acids)
Molecular function (GO): retinol transmembrane transporter activity; retinoid binding
Source: RefSeq, a predicted model, not a curated record